Messenger RNA from Lontra canadensis (Northern American river otter), 1468 nucleotides. RefSeq names its product angiopoietin-related protein 5-like. Lineage: Eukaryota; Metazoa; Chordata; Mammalia; Carnivora; Mustelidae. The transcript has 6 exons. The record is from RefSeq and is a predicted model, not a curated record. Bases 578 to 1420 code for a protein of 280 amino acids.
UCGUCACCGCUCCUGGUCAUGUGUCUGUGACGCAUCUGUGUGGCCCACCUGGGGCCCGGGGUCCUGCUCCAUUGUGUUUGUGUUGACUCAGUGUCUGACAAAAUCAGGUGAAACCCACGGCUGUGAGCUGGGCUGGACCGUGUUCUUCCUGUCACGUACGUGCGUGUACACGUUACUUAGAAACUGAAAUAAAGUCUAAUUUUGGAAGCUCCUGUUUGGUGGAAUGUGUGGAAACGGGACUCAAGGGGCAGGGGAGGAGGUGGCCUGGGCCGCUGGCACUGCCUUGGGGCCUGGAGGACUUCCGGCCACUGCCUGCCUCUCAGCAGAAGAUCCUGCUCCCAGGCCCAGUGAGGACACCCGCCAAGGGGAAGUGUGCUCAGAGGGGCAGCCCAGCCCUCGCCUCCCUGUCCACACCCUCGGGCUCCCCACCCCUGGGAGGAGAGGAGGUGGGGCAGCCCCGCGCCCGCACAAAAGGUGCUGGGGACGCGUGGCUCAGAUCUGCCCAGAAAGAACAGUGAGCACCACAGGGGGCGUGCGCGGAGGCUGGUAGGGCCGUGGGCUGGGCUCCCCACCCACCAUGUCUGCACCCCCAGGAAGCAUGGCCGCCUGCCCCGUGCUGGGUCUUGCUGCUCUCCUCUGCCUCUCUGCGCCCCAGGCCAACUCCGUGGUGCAGUAUCGACAGCCGGUGCACGUGGUGCUUCUGGAACCCCAAGGGAGGGACUGCUCUCACAUCUGGGCGGAGAGACCCCGCGCCCCGAGCGGUGUGUACACUGUCCAGCCAGAAGGAGCCAGCACCCCCUUCAGGGUUCUCUGUGACAUGCGCCCAGACGGUGGCUGGACAGUGAUUCAGAGCCGAGACCAGGGCCGGGGGACGCCUCUGGACUUCGAGAGGUGCUGGCAGGAGUACAAACAGGGCUUCGGAGACCUGAGAGGUGACCACUGGCUGGGGCUGGAACACAUCUCUAGCCUGACCUCCCAGCCGGGCCUGCGCUCCGAGCUGAGCGUGGAUCUCCUGGACGCGGACAACCGUACGCUGCAGGCCCACUAUGAUGACUUCCGCGUGGGCAGGGAGGAACGGUUUUACCAGCUGACCCUCGGCCAGUACUCGGGGAAUGCAGGGGAUGCGUUCCGGGGCUUGGGCCACACGGACAACCAGGAGGGCUGUGGCUUCAGCACGCUGGACCGUGACCAUGACCGCUGCUCGCCUUGCGUGGACGGCUCCCAGACCUUCACCAGCUGCAGCCACGAUCGCUCGGGCGCUGGAUGGUGGUACAGCGACUGCGGCCGUGCUGACCUCAACGGGCUGUGGCCGGAGCAGGCAGGGGCCGCCUCGGGCAUGCGCUGGGCUGCUGGUGACCACCAGCCCGCUCUGCGCGCCAGCGUGCUGCGCGUGCACACCACUGCUUCCGGCAAGGUCUAGGCCUCCCGCCCGUCCAUGGCCGAGCCUCAUUAAAUGUUCAAGCCUGGC